AAUCGAUUAAUUUCAUUGGAGGGCAUCACUGUGUUUGAAGAGAGAGAAACGAAGAGAGAGAAACGAAGAGAGAGAGAAAAACACAGAGCACAGCACUCCUCAGCUCCGAAAUUGGAGUGGGGAGAAAAUUUGUAUGCGUUGGAUUUUGUAGAUCUGAACAAGGAAACAGUGUGCCUUUCCAUGAGGCUCGAGUUUUUUCCUGGGAACUCACCUGAAGAAAGAAAUCGAGAGGCUUUAGGUAAAGAAGAGCUUUGCAAUAAAAUGAAUGAAAAUUCUAUUCAACUUUGAUGAAAUGGUCCAUUGGAUGUCAGGGAUUAUUUUUAAGAUAAAUGACAAAUGUAUCAUUCAAAGAAUGUUCCUAGUGCAAGUUUAGUUGGAGGUAAUUCAUUAGUUCAUGGUCAGCACAUAGAUUGUGGUGGCAGCGCAAUGGAUCCUGGCAAUGGAGGAAACAGUCAUAGCAACAACUCUAAUCUUACCUCAAAACAACGUCUACGGUGGACACAUGAAUUACACGAGCGCUUCGUUGAUGCUGUGGCUCAACUUGGUGGGCCAGAUCGUGCCACACCCAAAGGUGUCCUUAGAGUUAUGGGUGUACAAGGAUUGACCAUUUACCAUGUCAAAAGCCAUUUACAGAAGUACCGACUAGCAAAAUAUUUACCGGAUUCCUCAUCUGAUGAAGGGAAAAAGGCUGACAAGAAAGAAACUGGGGAUGUGCUUUCCAAUCUCGAUGGUUCAUCUGGGAUGCAGAUUACUGAAGCACUAAAGCUUCAAAUGGAGGUCCAGAAGCGACUACAUGAACAAUUGGAGGUGCAGAGACAGCUACAAUUACGGAUAGAAGCCCAGGGUAAAUACCUGAAAAAGAUAAUCGAAGAACAACAGCGGCUCAGUGGGGUUCUUUCAGAGGCACCUGACACUGAGGUUGUGGCUGUGGUUCCGGGGGACGUGUGCCAAGAACCGGAUAAUAAGACCGACCCGUCUACCCCCGACCCAGAAAAGGCUGCCAAAGACCGUGUCCCAGCAAAGAGUCUUUCCAUGGAAUCUUUUUCAUCACACCAUGAACCAUUGACUCCAGAUUCUGGUUGCCAUAUUGGUUCCCCUGCUGACAGCCCUAAAGGGGAGAGAUCAACCAAGAAGCAACGGCUAAACAUGGACGGAUCGUAUUCAAAGCCAGACAUGGUGCUUCCACUUCAGAUACUGGAGUCAAGCAUGUCACAAUACCAACAUCCUAGCACUGUUUUUCUUGGCCAAGAGCAAUUUGAUCCUUCAUUGGGUAUGUCUACCAGAAGUGGUGAGGAAUUGGAUAAGGUUGGUGGCAGUAAUCUGUGAUUUGGUGUAAUGUGUAGGUUGUGUUCUAGGACUCAUUCUAUCUUCCUUCUAAGCUUAGUUUCUGUUUUCUAUGUAUUUCUUAAUAGACGAGAGGAUCUGAUCAUCAUAGAUUUCCAAGGUUCUUAGUUUUCAGUUCAAAUGUUCAGUACUUGACUAA
Molecule: messenger RNA, 1483 nt
Organism: Vigna umbellata (rice bean)
Lineage: Eukaryota; Viridiplantae; Streptophyta; Magnoliopsida; Fabales; Fabaceae
Product: myb-like HTH transcriptional regulator family protein
Molecular function (GO): DNA binding; DNA-binding transcription factor activity
Source: RefSeq, a predicted model, not a curated record